Molecule: messenger RNA, 3346 nt
Organism: Gigantopelta aegis
Lineage: Eukaryota; Metazoa; Mollusca; Gastropoda; Neomphalida; Peltospiridae
Exons: 23
Coding region: 23-3346 (1107 amino acids)
Source: RefSeq, a predicted model, not a curated record
UGAACGGUCAUCAUUGAGUACUAUGGACAUUAAUGAUUCUGAGGAGAGUAAUGGAUCAUCUCACUUCAUAGUCAUUGAUUCCCAGGUAGAGACUCAGGAGUGGGACCAAAGUCGGAUCCUGCACAAUCUGCCGGCCUUGAGACAGGAUUCACCACGGUCACCAGUUAUUGAACUAACACAUGCAGAUACUGUGAAACCAAAAGUGUUUCUGCCAGCAACUGAUAGUGAAGCAGAGGUUCCUAUACACUCGUCUUCAGAAGCAGAUGAAGUCAUUAUGGAAACACAGAGUGAUCACAAAUCAAGCAGCAGUUCAAUAGAAGAUGCUGAAGUAACAGUCAUGGAGAUGACAGAUGCUGCCAACCCUGACAGAGAGGAUCAAACCAGGUCUACCAAUGGUUCGAAAGAAUUUCAACUGUUUCAACCUAGUAUGUCAGAAAACGAUACGUGCCUUGAUAAUUCUGAUGAAGAACGGCUGGUUUCUACACCGGGCAAGUACAUAGGAUCACUUCAUUUCUCUGGAGAACCUCUGCUUGUUCCUGAAAGUGUUGAGGAAAGCUUAAAUGAACUAUCUGCCUCUCCAGGAGUGUAUCCAGUUAUUAUACCCAGCUCACCCACCCAGGUCAGGGAAGAAGAUAGUGUUGAAUCUAACGAGAUUACCGUCAUUAAACGACCACAUGACUAUCAGAGUGGAACAGAAGAAAGGCAGAGGCAAUCAUUAUCUGAUAUAGAGACUCAAAUUCAGGACUCCUUGCACCUGGCACUGUCAGACACUAACACGGGUAUGAUGGAGAAGGAAUCACAGGUUCCAUCAACACAAAAUGUAUCACAAGACUUGGCUCUUCAUCUGUCUCCGUCUCAAGGUGACUCCAUGUGUCAAGGUAACAGUCAGAAAACUCGACAGAAGUUGACUGGAACUAAGUCAUCUUCUCAGCCAGACAUGUCGGAAAAGCUGUGUCGAAGUCGAUCAAAGUCAAGUUCAUUAUCUACAGAUUCGGGUGGAUUCCACCUGUCACUGCCAAAGCAGGGGACUCUACUUCACCCAGUCCAGCCACUGGCAACAGAGGAAAAACAGGUAGACUCAAGGGACGAUGUUUCCAGACCAGUAGUUACCCCGUCUCUUGUACUGGAUAUGAUUGACACCUCACAGUCGACUGCCGACGCAUCUUUCCGUCUUCAAAAACCUGAACUGAUUCUCACAGAGACAAAUGAAGAAAGUGAGGCGAAUAUUUUCAAGAAAACAAAAGCAGGCUUUGAUAAACCUCAUCAACUAGUUCUACGUGAAAGCAGUGAAGACUUCCUAGGUUUUCAGUCAGAAAAAACGUCAGACAGACAGAGGUUAGAGAAAUCCGUGUAUGAUGACAGCACUGAACUUUAUGAAGCAGAUUUUGGAAACCAGGGAGCAGAAAAGAACCAAGAUCCAACAUCAGCUUUUGGUGAAAGGAAUAAGAACCAGGAAACACACCAAACACAAACAGAAAGAUCUUCCAUUCACAUUUCAUCAUCUCAAUCAACACACCAGGCACCAAUGGAAAGAUCUAUGCAGAUUUCACCAACGCAAUUAACACACAAGGCACAAACAGAAAGAUCUUCUAUACAGAUUUUACCAUCUCAGUCAACACACCAGGCACCAAUGGAAAGAUCUAUGCAGAUUUUACCAACACAAUCAAUACAUGCACAACAGAGCGAGUCCAUGCAGGUAGAGAGACCAACAGCUUCAGUCUCUAUGGCCCAUGAUAACCCGGCUCGGAGUAAGACGUCAAAAUUAGUGAUAGACAAACAUGGGGUGUGGUCAGCAUCCAGAGACACGGUACCUCCAGAACGUUCUGUGUUGGCUACACAGGACAGAAGAGAUCCAUACACAUUCCACGGGUCUCAGUCACAGCAGAUGGAAAACGGACAAACAGACUCCAUAAAGAAAUCAGCUAAGGUAAAGCUACAAUCAUAUCCACAGACUCCUGUUUCCACAAAGAAACGGACGUUGUUACACAGAAAACCUGGAAUCAAACGUCUGCAGAAUGUUAGUGCUGCGAUCUCUUCUACAGAGGUGGAAGACAACACCAAGGUAGAACCUCCAUCGAAAAAACGCAAGGAACCACUUAAAAAGUUCACCAAGCUAUCAGAACGACAGACCCCUUCAAAAUGCCAAGCCACUGAAGCAUGUGAAUCACCAACAGCAGGAGCAACGGUUGCAACAAAGAGCAAGGCUAGAUUGCUGAUGUCACCAACAUCGACAACUGAAGACAAACAGCCUAAAACCCACAAAAGAAGGAGUGUUGAGUUUGCUGAAAUUGUCCAAUCAGAAGUUCAGACAUCUAUAGAAGACCGGUUGUCUGGCUCCCUUGAUUCGGAUGAGCUCAUCGAGAAAACCACCAUAGAGGAGACAACGUGCGUCCAUCGACUCAUCAAAGUGGUCAUCAUGUCAGCCAAGGAUGGGCGUGUCAUCAGAACCACAGAACGAGAGGAAGAAGAUCCACCAGUAUUUCUGCGGAAAGUUGAAGAAACAAAACGACUGAAUCCUUUUAUAUCACCAUCACGCACCAAUAGCUCUCUGACCUCUGGCGACUUGGGAGAUGUCUCGAGCAGUAGUUUAUCUCGGCAUAACAGCUCGGGCUCGAAGGGGGGCAGUCUGGAGAAAAUGGGGUCCAGUCUGGAUAUAGCUUCUCUCUCGAAGUCGCAGCAUGAAACAGUCUCGAGGCAAGAGGAAAACGUGCAUGCCUCACAAAUGGGCAACACCCCAGAAGACCGUAUGAAUGAGAGUAAUGGAACACCCGACGUGUCUGUCAUUGAGAAAACUGACAGCAGACACGGUGCCGUCGUUAGCAGUGCUGAAAGCAAGAAAACAGAUUCCUUGUUCACUAGUCCCGAAGAACAAAAAAGAUCAGUUGCUGCUGGAGUGAUGUCGAACUCUUUGGCAGGUAAAAGUCCAGCAAGACAAGAGAAGGCCGAUUCGAGUGAGGAAUCAUUGGGCAUUCCUCCAGCACAGGUGUCAAGGUCGUAUCCACACCAGUCGAAGCCAUCGGAAUCAUCCUCAGGUUCAAUAUUGUCCCAGGAGAGGCGAGAUCAGGCUCGAUCGUCACAAGAAAGUGGAGGUUUCUCUGUUAGAGGAUCGGGAUUUCACGCUACCCGGUCGCCACAGAUCGGCACGCUGUCUGCGUUCAGAAAAUCAGGCUCUGCAAGAUCUCAGCCAGAGAAAAGUAAAAACAGCUUAGAUGACAGUCGUAGGCUUAGCCCUGAAAUUCCAGAUCAGACUGAUCAGAUUACUGCUGAAACCUCCACCAUGAGGACUCCAGCUAAAAUACAUUAUGCCAGUAAAUUAGAGAAAGGUAUACAGUACUUGUUGGUUUAA